This is a messenger RNA of Peronospora matthiolae, 102 nucleotides long. NCBI's taxonomy places the organism in Eukaryota, Oomycota, Peronosporomycetes, Peronosporales, Peronosporaceae. The record is from the annotation of a GenBank genome assembly.
AUGACGGAUGUCACAGAACGCCAGAUCGUGAAAGAGGAUCGCCCCGACAGCGACGAGCAGCGAUCACUAGAGGCACCUGCUGUGGUCAAUACCGCAGUGUAG